This is a messenger RNA of Pongo pygmaeus (Bornean orangutan), 3250 nucleotides long. RefSeq names its product leucine rich repeat LGI family member 3 (gene LGI3). The record is from RefSeq and is a predicted model, not a curated record. NCBI's taxonomy places the organism in Eukaryota, Metazoa, Chordata, Mammalia, Primates, Hominidae. The transcript is spliced from 8 exons. Bases 266 to 1912 code for a protein of 548 amino acids. Gene Ontology annotation, molecular function: protein binding. Gene Ontology annotation, cellular component: synaptic vesicle. Gene Ontology annotation, biological process: regulation of exocytosis.
CAGUCCGCAUCCACCCGGCGCGGUCAGCCCCGGCUGCGGCUCCCGCUUCGAGCUCCGCGCUUCUCUCCCGAGCCGGAUCGCGGGAGCGAGCAGGGGAGGGGACCGCAGCCGGCGCCCGAGGGCAGGAGGAGUCCGCAGGCGGGCCGCUGGCUGCGGUAGCAGCUGCCGGUGGCCGGGAGGUGCCAGCCCGCGCGGGGUGGCCCAGCCGCGGGAGCGGUGGGGCGGGGGCCGCGGCCGCCGGCCCCAGGGAGAGCUCGCGGGCAGCAUGGCGGGGCUGCGGGCCAGGCGGGGCCCGGGGCCGGGGCUGCUGGCGCUCUCCGCGCUCGGCUUCUGCCUCAUGCUGCAAGUCAGCGCUAAGAGGCCCCCCAAGACCCCCCCCUGCCCGCCCAGCUGCUCUUGCACCAGGGACACCGCCUUCUGCGUGGACUCAAAGGCAGUGCCCAGGAAUCUGCCCUCGGAGGUCAUCUCCCUGACCCUGGUGAAUGCCGCCUUCUCAGAGAUCCAGGAUGGAGCGUUCUCCCACCUCCCGCUGCUGCAAUUCUUGUUACUCAACUCCAACAAGUUUACACUGAUUGGAGACAACGCCUUCACAGGACUGUCACACCUGCAGUAUCUCUUCAUUGAGAACAAUGACAUCUGGGCACUAUCCAAGUUCACCUUCCGAGGACUCAAGUCCUUGACUCACCUCUCGCUGGCCAACAAUAACCUGCAGACACUGCCCAGAGACAUCUUCCGGCCCCUGGACAUCCUGAAUGACUUGGACCUGCGGGGCAACUCACUCAACUGUGACUGCAAGGUGAAGUGGUUGGUGGAGUGGCUGGCACACACCAACACCACGGUGGCACCCAUCUACUGCGCCAGUCCGCCCCGCUUCCAGGAGCACAAGGUGCAGGACCUGCCGCUGCGGGAGUUCGACUGCAUCACCACAGAUUUCGUGUUGUACCAGACCCUGUCCUUCCCAGCAGUGUCGGCUGAGCCCUUCCUCUACUCCAGUGACCUCUAUUUGGCUCUGGCCCAGCCAGGAGUCAGUGCCUGCACGAUCCUGAAGUGGGACUAUGUCGAGCGGCAGCUUCGAGACUAUGAUAGAAUCCCAGCCCCCUCUGCAGUACACUGCAAGCCGAUGGUGGUGGACAGCCAGCUGUACGUGGUCGUGGCCCAGCUGUUUGGCGGCUCUUACAUUUACCACUGGGAUCCCAAUACCACGCGCUUCACCAAGCUGCAAGACAUCGACCCGCAGCGCGUGCGCAAGCCUAACGACCUAGAAGCCUUCCGCAUCGACGGUGACUGGUACUUUGCCGUGGCCGACAGCUCCAAGGCAGGCGCCACCAGCCUCUACCGCUGGCACCAGAAUGGCUUCUACUCUCACCAAGCGCUGCACCCCUGGCACCGUGACACCGACCUGGAGUUUGUGGACGGCGAGGGCAAGCCACGGCUGAUUGUGUCCAGCAGCUCCCAGGCACCCGUCAUCUAUCAGUGGAGUCGCACCCAGAAGCAGUUUGUGGCCCAGGGUGAGGUGACCCAGGUGCCUGAUGCCCAAGCUGUGAAACACUUUCGUGCCGGCCGCGACAGCUACCUGUGCCUCAGCCGCUACAUCGGCGACUCUAAGAUCCUGCGCUGGGAGGGUACCCGCUUCUCGGAGGUGCAGGCCCUGCCCUCCCGGGGCUCGCUGGCCCUGCAGCCCUUCCUUGUGGGUGGCCGCCGCUACCUGGCGCUGGGCAGCGAUUUCUCCUUCACCCAGAUCUACCAGUGGGAUGAGGGACGACAGAAGUUUGUACGGUUCCAGGAGCUGGCUGUGCAGGCUCCUCGGGCCUUCUGCUACAUGCCUGCUGGGGACGCCCAGCUACUCCUGGCCCCCAGCUUCAAGGGACAGACACUGGUGUAUAGACACGUUGUGGUGGAUCUCAGUGCCUAGGGGGGUGCCGAGGCCUCUGGUCUCCCCAGGGUGGCCACUGGAGGAUGGGUGGGGGCCUCUGUGAGCACCACGUACGCCUGUGUGAAGACGCGUGGCCAACCUGCAUUCAUGCCCUUGUAUCCGCACACGCCCGGUGUGCACGGGCGUACCCCGUGGACUGGCCCAGGAGGACAUGCAUCAUCACUGCAAUCAGCAUGAACACCAGGCACCCCUGGGACACCUAACACCCAGUUCCUGUGACCCCAACUGCAGGCCCCCCCUACUCUGCAGCCUUCCCCACGCUCUGCCCCCUGUCUCAUGCACGUGAGUGGUGUGGGGUGCUGGGAGCGAGGGGGGCCGCACCCUCCUGUCCUUGUGCUUCUCCUUCUGCCCCUCUGGUCUUUCCUGUUGAUGCUCCAGGCAUUGUUUACCUGCUCUUGCUCCCCGCUGUAGCCCACAGGCAUAUCUGUCAUGCUUCCCCGGGGGCCACUCACCCCUGCCCCACCCCGUCUGCAUGCUCACAUGGACGCGGACGGACACACUCAGUUACACACUCCCACGCCCUGUCUGCACCCAGUGUCCAUCUAUAAACAUGUCAGGGCACGUGUGCAUACAAGCAGAUUCAGCACUGCCUACCAGGCUCUCCUGUUACCUUGCCUCUCUGCUUGGAGGGGGCCCCCUCUGCUCACCCCCAGCGUGCCCCCCCAGAACUGAUAAGGAUGAGAAUGGUGGUGCCAGCUUCUGAGGGCCUGCUUGGCCUCCUGGGGGCAAAGCCCCUCUGCCCGAAGCAAUAACAACAGCAGCAGAAGCAACCCCGGGGAGCUGCCAGGGGUGUCUGUGUCUGUUCUCCUUGGUGUUUCCUUCAUGGCCCUGAAUCCCAGCUCACCCAUGGACAGAAGACCUCCCCUCAACUGAAAGUCUUUCUGCCUUCCUUCCUGUAGCUGUCGCUUUCUCAGGCUUGGACUGUCCCCUGGUUUACCCUGUCUUUGGGAUGUGGCCCUUGAGCUGGGCGGGCUCCUUGGGUGGAUUAGAGAGCUGGCCGAGCUGCAAGCACCUGAGUUACCUGCGAGGGUGCCCAGAGCGGAGCUUGGCCUGAGGGCAUGUUGCAGCCCUGGCCCUGCCAGUCCACAGAGGCCCCCAGGAGCACUGCCUUUCAGUGGACGGGGUGGGGGCUAGUGGGGCCCGAGCUUCUGCUGCCCUCUGCUGUCUGCUGAGAUGCCAGGCUAGUGGAGAGGGAAUGGGCAGGGGUGGCCCUUCCCUGUGCCCAAAUGGUGUGAUGCUCCUUGUGGCAAGAUAUCAGGGUACUGGGGGGCAAUGCUAUGAUUCACUUGCUUCAAAUAAAAAGUUCCUGCCCCAUAA